AUGUCUCUUCUGCCUGGAUAUUCCUCAGAUGAGGAUUAUGCUACAUCUCUCUCGGCUUCGGCGGAUACCUUUGGACUGUCUGCUAUCCCAGCAGCGAAGAAAAUACGGCUAGACGAACCUGCUACCUCCAUUAGCCCGCAGGCUGCACCAGAUGUGCUCUCUGAGGAUCCCCUCAAGCAGACGUCUUUGGUCACACGACCGACAGACACCCGAAUGAACGUCAAUAUCACCUAUAACGACAUGAUGCUCCCGGUGCAAGGGCCGGAGAACCCUUUCGGUGACCGUAAUCGGUUCUUGAAUCAGAAUGCCCUCGCAGGCCAUGUGGAGGAACAGUCGAUGACCGAGCAUGCGUUCCGGCAGCAGCAUCUUACCCACUCUAUCUUGGGCUAUUCUGCCAACCCUUCUGUCGAUCCGAACGCACCGGCAAUCCUGGGUUCGGUCGAGAAAGCUCAAGCGAACAACUUCGCGACUAUUGACGCAUUGCGGACGUCGAAGAAGGAAAAGAAGGAUUUAAAGCGGAAGCGGAAACCGCGAGGCGACCUCGAGAUUGUGGACGGGGAGGGGGCAUACGAGGGUCCAUGGACAACUUGGUCGGGAGAUAACCCCAAUGAAGUUGCGGUGGAAGAACCAGAUGCAGAGGAGGAAUCGGAAGAGGAGCCAGAGGUGCAGGUGCAGACGAAGAAGGCGAAACCGAAGCGUGGCGCACCGGGUCUGGAGUCGUCCGUCUUCCAUGGCAAGUCGAUGACAGACUACCAGGGUCGCACGUACAUGUCCCCGCCCCUCUCGGAAGCGCCACAGCUACAAGCCGAGGCGGGGUCGCAAGAGACGUUCAUUCCGAAGGUUUGCAUCCACACGUGGACCGGGCAUACACAGGGCGUGUCAGUUAUACGUUUGUUCCCCGAUACUGGCCAUCUACUUCUUAGUGGGUCCAUGGACACCAAGAUCAAGCUGUGGGAUGUUUAUACUCACGGCAAUUGUUUGCGAACGUUCCAUGGCCACAUGAAAGCGGUGAAAGAUGUGACAUUUUCGAACGACGGUCGCAGGUUCUUGUCUUGCGGCUACGAUCGUCAAAUGAAACUGUGGGACACAGAGACCGGCGCAUGUAUCAAACGUUUUAGCAACGGUAAAAUCCCGUACGUUGUGCGUUUCCAUCCGGACGAGGAUAAGCAGAAUAUAUUCCUCGCCGGUAUGUCCGACAAAAAGAUCAUACAGUACGACAUCAACUCUGGCGAGAUUACACAGGAGUACGACCAACAUCUAGGUCCGGUCAAUACUAUCACGUUCGUGGAUGAAAAUCGACGAUUCGUCACGACCUCUGAUGACAAGACCAUCCGUGCUUGGGACUUCGAUAUCCCCGUCGUAAUCAAGUAUAUCGCCGAACCGCAUAUGCAUUCCAUGCCUGCGGUUACGGUACAUCCAAACAAGAAGUACUUCGCAGCCCAGAGCCUGGACAACCAAAUUUUGGUCUACAGCACGGAUAAUUUCAGGCAGGCACGAAAUAAGCGCUUCGCAGGGCAUUCAGUUGCUGGUUACGCUUGCCAGGUGGGUUUCUCUCCUGAUGGCAAAUGGAUCAGCAGCGGCGAUGGCGAGGGCAACGUCGUGUUCUGGGAAUGGAAGUCCGGCCGCAUUAAGUCGCGUCUUCGGGCACAUUCGAAGGUAGUAAUUGCACACGAAUGGCUUCCUCAUGAGACAUCAAAAGUUGUGACGGCGUCUUGGGAUGGGUUGAUCAAGCUAUGGGACUAA
Messenger RNA from Sparassis crispa, 1743 nucleotides. RefSeq names its product Pre-mRNA-processing factor 17. Gene Ontology annotation, biological process: mRNA splicing, via spliceosome. Gene Ontology annotation, cellular component: catalytic step 2 spliceosome. Bases 1 to 1743 code for a protein of 580 amino acids. The record is from RefSeq and is a predicted model, not a curated record. NCBI's taxonomy places the organism in Eukaryota, Fungi, Basidiomycota, Agaricomycetes, Polyporales, Sparassidaceae. The transcript has 7 exons. Gene Ontology annotation, molecular function: protein binding; mRNA binding.